Cannabis sativa is the source of this 858-nucleotide messenger RNA. RefSeq names its product AP-4 complex subunit sigma. NCBI's taxonomy places the organism in Eukaryota, Viridiplantae, Streptophyta, Magnoliopsida, Rosales, Cannabaceae. Gene Ontology annotation, biological process: protein transport; vesicle-mediated transport. Bases 263 to 694 code for a protein of 143 amino acids. The record is from RefSeq and is a predicted model, not a curated record. Gene Ontology annotation, cellular component: intracellular membrane-bounded organelle. The transcript has 4 exons.
CUCAAAAUUUAUGUUUGGUAAUUUUGGAAGUUAUGGGCUAAAUUUUGAAAGGCAAGGACUUUAAAGUCAAAAUACGCUUAAGGCAGGGAUUUUGUUGUGCAAAAUAGUUAAUUAUUAUUAUUUUAAUUGGCACUGCAAAAAGAAGCUCAAUAAAAUAAAAACGUGAAUGCAAGGACGAUCAAUUUCUUAAGAGGUGGCGGUAAUUUUGUGUGUAAAGACAUACAAUUGUAAUCUGUGUGUGGAAGAAGUAAAGCCGUCGAAAAUGGGGAUCAGAUUCAUCUUGAUGGUCAACAAGCAGGGCCAGACUCGCCUUGCCCAGUACUACGAGUAUCUCACCCUCGAAGAAAGGCGUGCUCUUGAGGGUGAAAUCGUCCGCAAAUGUCUCGCCCGCACCGAGCAACAGUGUUCAUUUGUUGAGCAUAGGAACUACAAAAUUAUAUACAGACGAUAUGCCUCGCUGUUUUUCCUUGUUGGUGUUGACAAUGAUGAAAAUGAACUUGCAAUUUUGGAAUUCAUUCAUCUAUUAGUUGAAACCAUGGACCGUCAUUUUGGCAAUGUGUGUGAGUUAGACAUCAUGUUCCACUUGGAGAAAGCCCAUUUCAUGCUUGAGGAAAUGGUAAUGAAUGGGUGUGUGGUGGAAACAAGCAAGAGUAACAUUUUAGCUCCAAUACAACUGAUGGACAAGACAUAUUAAAGAGUUUCCAGAUGGGCUUCCAGGGUUUGGUCUGAGGUUAUCAAUGGAAUUGUUGACUUUAUUGUUAAUACUUGUGCAAUUAAGUUAAGAGCAUAAAAUUCAAUCCCUAUUUGUAAAAACUAAUGUUUGAUCACAUGAAAUGGGGCAUAUGAGAUUGUUUGGAA